CGGGGCCUCGCCAUUCGGCCGGGGCUCGGAGGAGGCGGGGCCUGCGCGGGGAUCGUUCGAAGUGGGCGGAGCCAGCGCUGCAUCAGGACCAGUCGUCAGCUGCUGCAUCCCUGGGCUCCGAGCAUCCUCAGGGCCGACGAGCAGAGGCGCCGCCGCAUCUGCCGAAGGAUCACCAGGCCGCCGCUCCCGUCGCGGGCCGCCAUGGCAGAGAUCGCCAGCGUCCGCCCCAGCUUCGAUGUCUCCCCCAUCGUGGCAGGCCUCAUCGGCGCCACCGUCUUAGUGGUGUCCGUCUCGGUGACCGUGUUCGUGUGGACGUGCUGCCACCAGCAAGCCGAGAAGAAGCACAAGACUCCCCCCUACAAGUUCAUCCACAUGCUGAAGGGGAUCAGCAUCUACCCGGAGACCCUGAGCAACAAGAAGAAGAUCAUACGGGUCCGGCGAGGCAAGACGGGCGCGGCCAGGCAAGACGGGCGAGGGAGCCUUUCGGUCGAUGCUGCGGAAGCCGGCUUGGUGGGCACGGACAAGACCCCCAACGGGGUGAACGCCGCUGCUUGCGUCAACCAGCUGCCCAUCAAGGAGGAUUACCGAGAAGAGCUGAGUCCGGAUCAAAGCUUGACCCCCGCAGGCAGCAAAUCUUCCUCGGCGUCGUCCCCGGAAGAUGAUGUCAUGCUGGGGACACUGACUUUCUCUGUGGACUACAACUUCCCGAAGAAGGCUCUAGUGGUCACCAUCCAGGAGGCCCAUGGCUUGCCCGUCAUGGACGAGCAGAAUCAGGGCUCCGACCCCUACAUCAAGAUGACAAUCCUGCCGGACAAGAGGCACCGCGUCAAGACCCGCGUCCUCCGCAAGACCCUGGAUCCGGUCUUCGACGAGACCUUCACCUUUUAUGGGAUCCCUUACAGCCAGCUGCAGGACCUGGUGCUCCACUUCCUCGUGCUGAGCUUCGACCGCUUCUCUCGGGACGACGUCAUCGGGGAGGUCAUGGUGCCGCUGGCCGGGGUGGACCCGAGCACCGGGAAAGUCCAGCUCACCCGGGAGAUCAUCAAAAGGAAUAUACAGAAAUGCAUCAGCCGAGGGGAACUACAGGUCUCCUUGUCCUACCAGCCUGUUGCCCAGAGGAUGACCGUUGUGGUGCUGAAAGCAAGACACUUGCCGAAGAUGGACAUCACCGGCCUCUCAGGUAACCCUUACGUCAAGGUGAACGUGUACUACGGCAGGAAGCGCAUCGCCAAGAAGAAGACCCACGUCAAGAAGUGCACCUUGAACCCGGUCUUCAACGAGUCCUUCAUCUACGACAUCCCCGCGGAUCUCCUCCCGGACGUCAGCAUCGAGUUCCUGGUCAUCGACUUCGACCGCACCACCAAGAACGAGGCGGUGGGGCGGCUGAUCCUGGGGGCCCACAGCGUCACGGCGGGCGGCGUGGAACACUGGCGCGAGGUCUGCGACAGCCCCCAGAAACAGGUGGCCAAGUGGCACAGCUUGAGCGAGUACUAGCCGGGUGAGCCAAAGGCACUGGAGCGCUGGCCCGGGUGUAGACAGACUCUCGACACACACACCCUCUCCCCCACCCACCCUCCCGCCCCCAGUUUUUUUAUUUUUUCCUUUUGUUCCGUUUCCGGUUUUAGUCGUAGAACUUUAAAAAAAAAAAAGUCCGUAAGGAGCAGCUGGCCGGUUCUCUCUAGUGGUGUUUAACAUUUAUUUUUUUGGGCAGGGCACUAAAAACAGAAAUGCAAAACGAAUAAAAUGGGGGGGGGGGAAGCAUUAAUUUUAAUAAUACCACUCUCUAUAUAAAUAAAUAAUAUAUAUAUAUCUAUAUAUUAAAAAAAAAAAACUUUAAAAAAAAAACACAGUGUAACCACACGAUUGCAUGCCGGUGACAAAUGUUUUAAAAAACAACAACGGGGAAACAAUUAGUAUAACUUACCAAUAUCGAGGGGAAGUUUUUGAUACGGUUCUCUGUCAUUCUGGAAGUCAUGUUCGUGAUGAACUGUCUUUGUGGGUAUUCACCACACUCGGCCUCUUCAGCUUCUCUUUCCCCCCCUUUCCCGCGCUCUCGUUUUUCCUUUUUUUCCAAGUUCUUCUGCGGAACCACCGAUUCGGGCUCCGUCUCGUCCGCCACCCGGCAGCUGUGGAUUCUUGACUGUUUCUGUGACUUGGGUGAACGGACUCUGCCUGUUUGCUUCUCGUGCAACAUUUGGCCCGUGGGGCAAAGUGAUUUGUGAGGGGAGCGAUUCGCUUGACCGACGACUCUGGCCGAAAACUAUUUCCUGUACAACAAGGUCUGGGAAUAACGCCAUUCGCAACGCCACCGGCGGCCAAGAUGGAGGCUUCAAUAGCCGGGGCUGGCUGAAGAUCUUUUUACCCCCCACACCAGGGGGGGACGUGUGGCUCUCCAGAUGUUGCCCCACUACAACUCCCAUCAUCACCAGCUGCAAUAAAUUGUGGCUGGGGUGAUGGUAGUUGCAGUUCAGUAAUAUCUGCAAAGAUAUUACUGGCCGAGACUAGGGCCUCAGAAACCCGGUCCUCCUGCUGACGCUGGACCACAGCUCCCAUAGUCCUUAUCUAUCGGUCACUGUCGCGGCGGGGUUGGGGGAGCAAAAGGUUGUGCCACCUUAGCCUAGACGUCAUCCCCAGCCUCAGAGUUUCUAACAGGUGGCCUUCCAGUUGUUGCUGAACCACAACUCUCAGCAGCCCCAGCCACAACAAAUUGUCACAGGGGGUGAUGGGAGUUGUAGUCCAGCAACAUCUAGAGCAGGGAUUCUCAGCGUUGGGUCCCCAGAUGUUAUCAGACUUCAACUCCCAUAAUCUCCAGGCCCAGUGGCCUUUGGCUGGGGAUGAGUAGGGGUUGUGGGAGUUGAAGUCCAAUAACAUCUGGGGACCCAACGUUGAGAAUCCCUGAUCUAGAGGGUCACCAGUGGGGAAGCCCUGACUCCGAGAACCCUGGGCUGCUCUCUCCUGGGGCGGGAGUGAAGGUAGGCAUACUGAAAACACACAGCCAGCUCGAACCUGCAUGCUCUCUCCAGUGCAGGGGGUGACCUUUGAGUUUUGCCGCCCUAGACAGCUGCCUACGCAGUGGAACUGGCCCCAGAAAUAGCUAGGAGGGUCUGUGCAUUGGAGCCCAAUGUUUACGGGGGCCCGGAAGGCAGUCACAUUCCACAAAAAUGCCACCAUUCCUGCUUUGGGGUUGCUGGUUGGUUUGUUUUUAAGUGUCUCUUAUUAUUUGGAGCUGGGACAGCUUCCCAUUCAAACAGCUUUAAGUCACAGCUAGCUUGACCGUCUGUAAAAGGUACAGACUGGCGAUCCGGAUCGAGGCACUAGGGCUGCCAGCACUCUGUCCUCGGCUUACCGCAGGCCUCGUGCCCAUAAUGCCCCUUUGAGCCAGCUUCUGUUGGCACAGGAGGGCAAGCUUCCAGAGUCACUCAGAAACCCUCAUCAUCUUGAGUGACAGGAGUGCCUGCUGAAGAGCUCUGUGAAAUCCCGAAGCCUGCCCCUUCCGCAUCAAUAGAAAGGGGUCCCACGAAAGCCGCCGCUCCUUCUGUCAUCCCUAAAUUAACAGCUUUCUGCAUCGGGCUGGCAAAGAAGCAGGACAGGUCCAGGUUACAGCAAGGGGCACGCAGGAAGCUCACGUGUGCCAGUAUCCACUGUUUCACACCCCCACACACCCCGUCCUUGCCCUGUGCCCUGUGUAGAGUGUAAAUACUGUAUCAUAGGUUCGAACAAAAAUGAAAGAGAAGAAUUUCAAUGUUUACAGUCCUUGAUGGUGGUGGGCGGUGGAAGCCCUUCUCAAGAGACAGAAACGUGUCGAGGGAAAGCCUUUGCUGCAGAGAGAGGCAGAUCACUGGGGCAGGACCGUUCGAGGCUCAGGUGCUUUCCCUGCCCAAAGAAAAUCACAGAACCACCGCGGAGAGGACCGGGAGGCAAGGCAGGUCAACGAGCAGGGUCUCAGCCCCUUCUUACCUAAGAGCCUUUGGGAUCUGGACCUCCCCUUCCUUCCUUGGUGUUUCGGAAGCUGGAAACAGACCACCGUUGGGUUUUUCAGAGAGCUCAAGAGCUUCGAAAGAGAGAUCGGCUUCUCGCGGGGCGUGGUGUUCUGGCCGAACAGACGUUGCAGGGUUGUUGUAUUUAAUCACUCCAAGAACCGAUUUGACCAAGACAACCGUGGGAGAAGGAGGUGCGUGCACGGGUGGAAACGGAACUUUCCUUCAGUCACUUUCCACUCUUAGGAACUAGCGGCCCUCUCCACCCCCCAGAAGGCCUCAAACGGAGCCCGGGGAUGCCUGAAAGCACACGAGGGGGCAGAAGUGAUCCCGUUAGGGUGCCAAGGCCUCUGUGUAGCUCUCCUUGGGACUGGCGUACCCUCGCCGCCCCGCCGCCCACAAAAAAGGCAUCAAAAGGUUUCUGCCUCCUUUCAGUUGCUUUCUGGAUUUGCUGGGUGCCAUUGACACCAUCCAGAGCCCUCCCCGGUGUCCACGCAGGGGGGAAUCCAUGUGGUUUGGCCAGGGUGUGUGCGACACACGCUUCUCUAGACAGAAAAUGCGGAAGGCGGUGAGCGCUUCCCCAAACUGGAGCUCAGCUGCCCCGUCCCAGGAGACGCCUAGAGUUCAUCCAGGUGCAACGAGAGACUUUUCCAUUGCCAAGGAGAAAGCAGAUCCGGUCUCCCCACACGUUCUUCCGGUGCACAGAUCUGGUGCCUCCGCCGGAAGCGCUAUUUUGUGGGCGAAGGCACAAGCCAAGGGCGCAUAGUGGGAAGAGCAGAUCUCAUCCCCUCGCUGCAGUGCACAGGCAAAGGGCUCUGCGGCUUUCUCUAUCCAGCAUGGCCAGCAAAAGAGGCACCCCCCAGCCACUGACUUCCACCCACAAGCCACCAAGGAGCGGGAUAUGGGGGGGGGGAGUAAAGGCAGAGGAAGGAAAGCAGAUCACUUUUCCCGAGGCCUCUGAAAAGGGCAGGUGGAAAGAGCCCUUAGACCACAUCCCAGCUUUUUCGGAUCAGUCAGCUUGCUUUUCAAAAUAGGGCCCCUCUUCAAGAUUGCCAGGGAAGCCCGUUAGACACUUUAACCAGACUUCUUCCGAGAUAGAACCACCAGCCAGCGCCACAGUAUCUCUGCAUUGUGCACCCUUUCAGGUGUGAACUCUCCGCUACACAACCGGUUCGAAUCCCCGGUUGGGUCCCCAACCUCACGGCCACCUCUCGCUUCGCUUCGGUCACUCUUGCUGCUCUGAACCGAACCAUUUCCUCCCCUCUGACUGCUGCGGGCUCGACUCAAACCAAGCGUUAAUGAAGCAUUUCCUCUCUACUUUUCAGUGCAAAUAAAAACGUUUGUUUAGGGUUUUUUUUUUAAAUCUCAAGCCUAAAUCAUUUCUCCUUCCUCCAAUUGUAAAGCAAAAGAUGGACGCUAUUGUCAAGGAAAACGUGCUCAGGGUUCAUUAUGUUUAGGCUUCUUGGGCAGAUAGGGACAGCUCCAUUCCUCCUCAGGAAUAAGGGGAAGAUAAUGAGGGUCAGAUUUUUUUUCCUUUUAAAUGUAAAAUGAACCAUUUGACAGCCGCCUCGCCGCGAGAUCCCCCUUGGUGUGGGUUGUUUGGGGUAGUUUCUAUUUUCUUUUCACCUUGUGUCUAUUGUAAAAUUAAAAAAAAAAAAACUUGGACAAGUUACAACUUUGUGUCAAAACAAAACAAAAAAGCAAGAAAAAAAUAAUAAUAAUAACUUGAACCGUGUACAACUGCCUAAUGCUGUAAUGCUAACCUAACAAGAAAAAAUAUGUAAUGCUAUCUGUAACGUCAACCUUGUUUCAACGCACACAGAGCGUUCAAAUAAAGAUGGAGUCACUUUAAAUUUA
Molecule: messenger RNA, 5834 nt
Organism: Hemicordylus capensis (graceful crag lizard)
Lineage: Eukaryota; Metazoa; Chordata; Lepidosauria; Squamata; Cordylidae
Gene: SYT11
Product: synaptotagmin 11
Exons: 4
Coding region: 202-1494 (430 amino acids)
Biological process (GO): cellular response to calcium ion; regulation of calcium ion-dependent exocytosis; regulation of dopamine secretion
Cellular component (GO): membrane; axon; synapse
Molecular function (GO): calcium ion binding; calcium-dependent phospholipid binding; clathrin binding
Source: RefSeq, a predicted model, not a curated record